Molecule: messenger RNA, 4910 nt
Organism: Phyllostomus discolor (pale spear-nosed bat)
Lineage: Eukaryota; Metazoa; Chordata; Mammalia; Chiroptera; Phyllostomidae
Exons: 3
Coding region: 1-1551 (516 amino acids)
Source: RefSeq, a predicted model, not a curated record
AUGGGGGACACACCUCAAGAUUCGGCAAAGUACAGGUGUGGGCCUCGCAUCCUCGUCCCCAGCCGGGACCGAGUACCGCCGAGACUAAGAAGCUUGGGCACAGCUCGGGAAGAACGCAGGCAGCUCGAGCCUGGGCCAGCGUUGGGGCAGCACAACCGGCUCGCUUCCUCGGUCUUGGAACCACCCUUGCUGCGGCCCAGGUGCACUGCGCGCCAGCAGAAAACCCAGGCCAGAAGUGAAGCAGGUGGCUCCGAGCGCUCGGGCCGGCGGCCUCCUAAGCCAGAUUUCGUAGGACCGCGACUUUUCCGGAUCCCGGGGCCAGGCCCGCGAGAGCCUGCGUUCCUUUCCUCUCCCUUUUUGCUUCUCAAACAAGCAUUCAAGAAGCUUGCAUUCAAGUCCACUGGGCAUAAGCGAGGGGCGGGGGGAGGCCCAGAGUCUCUGUCCGAACUGGAGGCAAAUAUCAUUUUUACAACCUUUCAAUUAGCUACCGAGUGGAUUAGCACCUUCUUAAGCUUUGCCUCGGAAAGCAGCGGCCGUAAUCUUGUUGCUAUUUCCCCCCUGGGCACUCGCUCUUUGAAUCGGCUCCUUCUCCCACCCUCCAGCCCCUAUCUCACCUCGGAGAAAAGUUUUAACAACAAAAAAAUCAUAAGCAGCGAGGAGCCGGGAGUGAAUGCCACUGACGUCAUCGGGUGGGGGUGGGGUGGGGGCUCCGGGAAGGACUCUUGGAAACCCCACUGCACAAACAAGAAACAAAAAGGACUUAGCUGUUUCCAGUGUGUCAAUAUUUGGGAUGGGGGGGGGGGGGGGGGCUCAGACCCGAGGGAGGCAGAGUUUUCAAAGUUUAAGGAGAGAGAGUUGGACAGCGCGAUUUCCUGCUCUUUCCUCCACGCCAGUUUCAAAGAGGAUGGGAGCGCUGUUCUACCUCGGGGGGCGCCUUGCGCCCUCUGCAAAGUGCCGGCGCCGGGGCGCGGAUGCCGCGCGCCGGGGGCAGAGGUGUGCGCGAAACUGAGACAGCUCGCAGGUCGCCAUUUUAAUUGCGGCUCCCAACGCCACCGAGACCCUUCCAGGCCGGGGUGGGGGGUAGGGGGGAUCGCGCCUUCGGUUUCUGUCUCGCCUUUUCCCGCCUCUCCCCAAGUCUCCUCCCCUCCUUCCCGGCGCCCGCAGUGGACAGCUCCUCGGCUAGUUCCCGCAGGGGCCGCCGGGGUCAUCCCACCCGGUAGGGGGAGGCUGCUUGCGCGGAGGCUCGCCGCUCACCGGAGAGCACCGGGAGCCUCUGGCCAGUAUUGGUUCGUCAGUGUGAGGUCAGGCGGGCAUCUCGCCACCAGCGGUCCCAGGAAUUCGCGGUUGCCUACUCCGCAGGUUUCCGGUCUGCAGGCGGCCUCUGGCGAGUCAAAGACGCGCCCAGCUCUUGGGAGAUGUGCUUUUGGUUCUGGGUUUGGGAACCAAGAGUCUCCCACCCGGUGUUGCGGCACCUCUGAAUCCCGCUUUCCAACGCCUAGCAGAGGCGCGGUGCUGGCGCGCUGGGAAGGGUGGAGACGAGCUUUUCUUUGAAAGAGGAAAAGUCUCCGCAGACACCUGCGUCACUUUGCAGAGACUCAAAAGGCUAUCUCUUUGCUAGCCCUGGCAGGUGGGUUCCCUCGACAGCAGAGCUGGCAAAAGAGGUUAAAUGAGCACGAAAGGCAAAGGCGUCCACCCCUGCUGCCCAGUUCCAGGUGCUUCCUCCACUCGAGGCCUUUCUCCCUCUCCUUUCUCCAACAGCCUGCAGGUUUCCAGUUCACCCCGCAGCUUCGCAGAGCCUGGGGUGCCAGGAAAGCCGAAAUGAGUCGGGAGCAGACCUGGUGGUCUGCUCUGUGGUCAGGAAUGGCUGGGAAAAACCUCGGAGCCCUGGCCUGUCCUGGCCGGCCUGCACUGGCCUCCUACCAAAUGGCAAAUGGGUUAGGUCCUCUUCCAUUCACAUUAGGCAGCAAGCAUCUCUCUUUCUCUACCCCUCCUCCAAAUAAUUUUUAAAAAACAUUGUCCAACUGGGCUUCCGAAAAGAAUCCCAAUCCUUUGCUUCCUGGAACUUACAUGCUGCUGUCCAGAUAGGGCCCAGGUUUAAAACUCCUGAUGUGUAGGACAUCUGCAAUCAGUGGCACUCUCUGGUUUUUUGCAAAUAGGGUUCCCAGGAAAGUUUGCUUUUCCAGGAUGGUACCCCAUCUCUCCUUCCUAUAACCUCUGCCUUCUACAGGCAAGAGUUUAGCUUCAAACGAAAAGCAAGGCAAAGCCACCUCAGUGUCUUCUCCCUGGAGAUCCCUUCUCUAAACAGCUGCCUAUUUUAAUGGCCAGGGACCGAGGCCGUAGUUUGUCCUAGAGUGGAGCAGGGAACACUCGGGCUGGGGACUGGGGGCUUUGCAGAAGGAUUUGAAGCUGGGGAAGGGGGAGGGAGCAAAUGUCAUGGCUGGUUCGCUUGAGCAGCCAGAGAGCCGGAGCUAAGCAUAUCCUGACGGCUCUUAAAAUGACAUUGAUUGGGACAAGCUGUUCCCCACACCAGUAAGAGUUAAUAUGUCUGUUAAUCAAGGCACUGAAAGGCUCAAUGCGAGUUUUAUUAGUGAUUGGAGAACAGAAGCGGCAGUGACGGAUCAAAAGCCAGGAUCUCAGAUAUUUGUCAGCGCCGUAACAAAAAAAAAAAAAAAAAAGAGAGAGAGAGAGAGUACUUUUCAAUUAGAGAAUAAUUCGGCGCUUUUCAUCACUUCCUAACUCAGUCUCACAGAUGAUGACUUACAAACCUCGCUAGUAGGGAAAACUGAUGCCCAGGGGCAGCCCUGGGGCAAGACACGGGCGAGGAGCUGCGGGCUGGCUCCCUGAGUUCGGCCUGGAAGAGUUUAAGAAUCCUCAGCCUGGGGCGCUGAAGUCUCCCCCGGAGAGAAGCGAGAAUGGAAACUAAAACAACAAAUAACACAGCCAAUAGAAGCAUCUAUCCCUCCUGGUCAGCUCCCCACUGUUCCGGCCAGGCUCUGGCGCCGGGUGGCGUCUGGACCCGCGCGCCGCAGCCAGGAGGGCCGGAAAGUUUGCGCAGGGAGACGCUCCUUGCGUCUCUAUCGCGCUGCCCCCUUCCGCCCUGGAGGGGCGUUAGGUUCCCUUCGGUUUUCCUUUCAAAUUCUAAAAUAAAUAAAUAAAUAAAUAAAUUCCUGGCCCUGGGGAAAUUUGAAGAGUAGCUCGUUCAAUAACCCAAAUUAUAUGAGCGGGUCCAAGGGAAAAAAGAUAAGCCAACUACAUACGCCCUCCGAGGAAGGAGGGCACCGGAGCGAGAAGGCGACAGAGGAGGUCCCCAGCUUGCCCUGGGAGCGGGGCGAGCACUCUGGUCAGAGGUAAUUAUGUCACUGCGUUUUCUCGCCCUGACAGCCGAAUAAACACAAUCUCCAAUAAACAUCUCUAAUGAGGGAGGAGGCCGGAGGAUGGCUGAAUUUGAUUUAUGACUAGAGGAGAAGGUCCACUUCCCACAGCGAAGUGGGCAACCUGCUAGCUCCUCAGCUCCAGAGAAAGGAACUCGAGGAGGAGAGGACCCCGAUUCAGGGAAGAAAAAUCAAUCUAACAGACCUUUGAUGGGCUUUUGGCAAGAUCAAAUUUCACCAUGCCUCACUCUUACCUCUUCUCUGUUUCCUGCUGUGGGCACAGUGCAUGAAGUGUGCAAAAGUAGAAAUAAUACUUGAAAACAUUAAAACCCUGUUUAGCUCUUCUGUGUAUUUGAGGUAGGGAUUUCUUUUUUUCUGUCUUAGUAUCUGAUGCAAAGCAGCUAUGUCCAGAGUGCGAAGUUCAGAGAGACUAAAAUAAGGAGGAAAAUAGUGCAAAUAUUUCCCCAGUUUCUGCGUAUAAUGUAAAUAACGUAAUGACUUUCUAUCCAAAAUGGAGCAAACACUACCAGGAGGUAUGGCACUUCAAUGAAUGUGUUUUUCAAAAAAUAUAUCCCAAGCAUUCCCUAAUAUCAAUGUACCUAUCAUUUUAUAAUCUGAAAAUACUUCUAAACACAAAUUUGGUACAAAAACAUUGAUUUCAAUGCUGUUUUGUUGGUUAAACUAGUAAUAGCUUACUCUUGACUUUCAAGUGCUUGCACUGUUAAUGUCGGUUGUGUCCACUUCUGGGCCUGGGUGCUCUAGGAACACCCUUUCACCUGCAUUCAUUUCUCUGUCCCGUUCUGUUAUAGUAUAAUGAGUAUGUUACACACAGCACUUUUUAAAAAUCACAUACCCUCCAUGUGUGACAAGUGAGGCUGAUUUUUUGUUUAUAGAAAAUUCAUUUCAAUGAAAUACAGCAUGACACUGAGAAUUUUAUAGUUCUAUACAAGGCUGACAACAAUGUUGGAGAGUAGAAAUAAAGAAAAUGUUGUUAGAAUUGCUUAUAUUGUAAUAUUAUUUAUGAUUUUUUUGGUGUCAUGUCAGGAAUCUGAGUUUUUCAGUCACUAUUAUUCUGUUAUCUCAAUCUAAGUUUCUAUUAGAAUAAUCAUCUAUGCUCUGUCUUCCUGUAACUUAUGUGUUCACUAUGAAUUUCUAUAAUAUAAAUUAUUGCCUAAAAGAGUAAAGAAUGGUUAUGUUGUGUCUCAUUGUUCUCCUUACAAUCUGCUCCAAAAUCUUUUUUACAAAUCCCAUUGCAGCUAUUUUCCCUCAAUUCUGUGAUGAAAGUGAAUGGCAAAUGCCAUUCAAUUUGGAGGAACUCAAGCACAGAGAAUAUAAAGAGUUUGUUCAAAGCCUCCCUCAAAUCUAUUUUUGAACUUGGAAGCAGAACUAGGCUGGAGGCAACAUCAGUACACAUCUCUGGCUCCCUGUGAGGCUACUUGAAGCAGGUGGCUCUGGAGGUUCAUUCUGGAAACAGAAGACCUACAUGGAAGGGUGUGUUCCUGAGAGGCAGACAGGCUGUGGUGAACCUCAGGAGGAAUG